CUUUCGGAGCCUCAGUAUCAGAGCAGCCACAAACUGGAGCUUUUGCAGUCGUUUAUUUUUUUUCAAAAGAAGACAAGUGUCAGUAUAAAAGAAGCCACGGAAUAGGGAAUUCAACUAAUCUACCGAAUAAUCUUAUCCCAUCAUGAAGUUUCUUAUUCUUCCUCUGCUAGUUGUGACCCAACUAAACCACAGUGAUUCGUGGAUCAAUACUUUGGUCGUAUACAAUGUGACUUACAACGCAGAAAUGAUUCCCCGAGUGAAUGAGACUCAAGAAUCAGAUCAUAAAAUGUCGUUCAACUUAACGACCCAAUUGAAAUGCCGUCCAGUUGACAUGACACUGAAGGCUCUGCACUGUUAUCUAGAAGACUCCAAAAUGCUUUUGGGAUUUCAUGAUUCUACAAACUCGACAUCUCCACCAAAAGUUAUGACCGGCGAUGCAUUGAUUGAGCCCGCGACCGGGGUACACUUUGAACUGAAGAUGAAUGCUCUGGGUAUCAAGGAAAUGGUAGUUCCUGCGAGCAUAUCACCGCUUAUUCUAGACAAAUUGAGAUACAUUGCAAACCAGCUGCAUUCUGGAAUAGAUAUGGUGGGAAAAACUGAAGGAGUUUAUCAUAAUUGGGAAAACUUUACCACGGGAGAAUGUUUUACUACUUACAACGUUAAACUAAAUGACACUAGAGCAAAACAAUUCAUUACAAAAGAAAAAAAUGGCAAAUACAAAAUGUGGAGUCCCAAUAUGCGCGUCACUAUCAACAAAACCCGGGAUUUGAAAAAUUGUAAAUCUAUUUCGCCGUAUUUCUUUGGCAGCCGUGAAAGCUGGCGCGAAAAUCCAAAAAUGUCUGUUAAUAUUACUUCCUCGCAAAGUUCAGUGAUUGUGGACAGAGGAACAUUUAUAUCAUCAACCCAAACGGCCUUAGAGCUUCACGAGCUGAAAGACUCAAACAGCACAUCCGAGUACAAAAAAAUGAGGGAAAACAUAACAGUUAUAUUUGACUCGAUGAUUAAGGACGAGCAAAAUGUCACGAGCAUUGAAAAUCCAGCUUCCGCGGGAAUAAUAACCGGGCAGUGGCUUUAUGGUGAUGAAUCAUCUGAGGAGAGCAACGAAAGUCCUGAGAGAAAUUCUAAAGAAGACAAAGAUUAAUUAGCUCCAUGUACCCAGUGCUUAAAAAAUUUAUAUACUCUUAAUAUAUAUAUAUAUAUUAAUAGAUAACUGUCUAGCAUGUUUAAAAAUAUUUUUACUAAGUAAGUUUGCAUAAUAAAUUAAAAUAUUGAAUAAAAAUUUAA
This is a messenger RNA of Microplitis demolitor, 1284 nucleotides long. RefSeq lists its product as uncharacterized. Lineage: Eukaryota; Metazoa; Arthropoda; Insecta; Hymenoptera; Braconidae. The transcript has 4 exons. The record is from RefSeq and is a predicted model, not a curated record. Gene Ontology annotation, molecular function: lipid carrier activity. The coding region runs from base 143 to 1141 and encodes 332 amino acids. Gene Ontology annotation, biological process: lipid transport.